CAUUACGUCACGGAGAUUCACUUGCUCGCAAAGGCUGAUGGGAAAGCUGUGCGGUUUUGGAGACAUUUUGCAUUUAAAGGGGCUGGGCUAGCCGAAGGUUCUGGCUGUCGGUUUCCCUGAGCAACUGUAAAGAUGUCCACAAUGGUGUAUGCCCGGGAAGAGAAGCUCGAAAAGCUCUCUCAAGAGGAGAUCAUAUCCAACACCAAACUGGUGAUUCAGGGUUUAGAAGCCCUCAAGAAUGAGCACAACUCCAUUCUCCACAGUCUCGUGGAGACUAUCAAGUGCCUGAAAAAGGACGAAGAGGCCAACCUGGUGCAUGAGAAGUCCAACCUGCUGCGCAAGUCAGUGGAGAUGAUUGAGCUGGGACUUGGUGAAGCACAGGUGAUGAUGGCUCUGUCCAACCACCUGAAUGCGGUGGAGUCAGAGAAGCAGAAGCUGCGCGCACAGGUGAGGAGGCUUUGCCAGGAGAACCAGUGGCUGCGGGAUGAGCUAGCCAACACCCAACAGAAGCUGCAAAAGAGCGAGCAGAGCGUAGCUCAGCUCGAGGAAGAAAAGAAACAUCUGGAGUUCAUGAACCAGCUCAAGAAAUAUGAUGAAGACGUCUCCCCCACCCAGGAGGAAAAGGACAGAGAAACACCAAAGGACUCGCUGGAUGAUCUCUUCCCUAAUGAUGAAGAGGAGCAUGGCCAAGGAAUGCAACAUCAACACAACAGUGCAGCAGUGGCUGCAGCCCAGCAAGGCGGCUAUGAGAUCCCAGCUCGUUUGAGAACACUACACAACCUGGUGAUCCAAUACGCUUCUCAGGGCAGGUACGAGGUCGCUGUGCCCCUCUGCAAGCAAGCGUUGGAGGACCUGGAGAAAACCUCUGGACACGACCACCCCGAUGUGGCUACUAUGCUCAACAUCUUGGCUUUAGUUUAUAGGGAUCAAAAUAAAUACAAAGAGGCUGCACAUCUUCUCAACGAUGCUCUUUCUAUCCGGGAGAAGACCCUGGGGAAAGACCAUCCUGCUGUUGCUGCAACAUUGAACAACCUGGCCGUACUCUAUGGAAAGAGGGGGAAGUACAAGGAGGCCGAGCCUCUGUGCAAGAGGGCUCUGGAGAUCAGAGAGAAGGUCUUGGGGAAGGACCAUCCCGAUGUGGCCAAACAGCUGAACAACUUGGCUCUGCUGUGUCAGAAUCAAGGCAAGUACGAAGAGGUGGAAUACUACUACUGCCGUGCCCUGGAGAUCUACGAGUGUAGGCUGGGCCCGGAUGAUCCCAACGUGGCCAAAACCAAGAAUAAUCUGGCGUCCUGCUUCCUCAAACAGGGAAAAUACAAGGAAGCUGAGAUUCUCUACAAAGAGAUUCUGACUCGAGCCCAUGAGAAGGAGUUUGGAUCUGUUGAUGCUGAAAACAAACCUAUCUGGAUGCACGCCGAGGAAAGAGAGGAGAUGAGCAAGGGCAAGCACAGGGACAACACGCCCUAUGGAGAGUAUGGAGGCUGGUACAAGGCCUGCAAAGUCAACAGCCCCACCGUGAACACGACGCUGAGGAACCUGGGGGCUCUGUACCGCCGUCAGGGCAAGCUUGAAGCUGCCGAUACCUUGGAGGAGUGUGCCGUUAGAUCCCGCAAGCAGAGCAACACAGGUAUUGACCCCAUCCAUCAGACACGCAUGGUGGAGAUCCUGAAGGACGCAGAUGGUGACAGGCGAAGGAGCCGGGAGAGCCUGGCCAGUGUCAAGUACGAGAGCGGCUCCGAAGCUGGCGAGGAAGUGAGUAUGGGCGUGGAGUGGAACGGGGCCUAAGCCAUCAAGAUUAUCCCUCCAUCCCUCUCUCCCUCCCUCAACCAAUUGCUAAAGGAUAUGUGUUGUCGCCUCUCUCCGUUGCCCUCGCCCCCCUUCUCCCCAGCAGAGAGAGCCCCUCUUCCCCUCCCUCAGCUGUCACAUCAGUCCGCGGUCCGACCGAGAGCUACCGGGACGUUUGGUCUUCUCAUCUUGGCCCCUCCUGGUUUUUCGUCUCUCUCUCUGGCACUAUCCUUUCCCUCUGCUAACCUUAUGUUGGAAAUUUCCCUGAGUGCGGUUGUGUGUGUUUGUGUGUGCGCGCACGGCUGUGUGCGUAACCUCAGUCUCGCUCCCUUCAUUUUCUUUCCCUCAAUUGGCUUGUAUGUAUGUUGCACACAGUGUAUUCUGAAUAGACUGAAUUCCUGUCUCUCAAUUCGAAAACCAUUAUCACACUUUACUCAUUUUUAUUUAAAAGUUGCCAAGCGCUCUAUUUAGCCACAUUGUCCUUUAUUUUUAUUUUUUUUUUUAAAUAUGCAGGUUUUUUUUGUGUUUUACGUCGUGAACUAAUUUUGAGGUCAAACGCCUAAAUUGUCGUGGUACUAUAUCAUUUCUCGUUCAUAUCAAAACGUUCGCAUCUAAGUCGACCAGAGAGAAAGGGAGUCUAUUGUUCUGUUACAAAGAUUUCAAAACAAAAGAGCUUUAUUUUAUUUUGUAUGAUUUGUUUACAUUUUUGUGCACACUUUUCGUGGUUGAAUAUUAAGGCAGUCGUAUUUAAAUAAAUCGCAGAAUUGUCGGUAUCCGAUUCUGACAUCAAGCUGUUGCCAUGGUAAUUCAUUCUGCCAUUGCGAUUCCCAUUUUCAGCGUCCUUGCUCUCCUUUUCGGUGUGUUACACGCGCACGUCACACAAAAGGUUGCGCUUGCAAAUGAGAAAACAAACGGCAUGAUUUUGUUCAUCGUGUCAGGAAAGACCAAUUAGAGAUGAGAUUCAAAUGUCGCACUCUCAUAUAUGCAUUAUUGCCUUUUCUUCGUGUAAUUCAAGCAGAAGCCGCGAAUCGCAGUAACGUUUAGUGAGUGUAUUUGUGUGUACAGUCACAGCGGUCACACACUUAAACAUCGUCACCUCGGUGGAAACGUUUGUGUUUUUUUCUCCACCUCAACAUCCACAACAGCUAGUUCGAGUGUUUCACAAAGUGAAUGUUACACUUUUAACACCUUGAAAGUGUCGUCGUUGGCUGCUGUGCUCGUGCUGCAUUCACUUUCUGGCUUCAGUCUUCAACUUGCCAUGAUUCUUCAUUCCUUUCCAUGAGUGCAUCUAUACCUCUAGUAGUUCUACCCUCAGCUUUCGAAUUGACCAUGUGCAACACAUAAUUAUAAUAUCAAUAAUGUUGUGUUAGUGGAAUGCCUAUUUAUUGAACUGUCUACUCUUGACGUAUAGCUAAAGUGUGACUUCAUUUCUCCAAUGUAGAAGAAUAUUACAUUAGUAGCACUAGUAGUAGAACUGCGUCGUUAUAUUUACCAAUUUGCAUUGUGAAGAUGGUUGCAUCAACACUUGUUGGUAUCUCAAAUAAAGUUUUUUCAUUUGUGAA
Syngnathus acus (greater pipefish) is the source of this 3347-nucleotide messenger RNA. It is a transcript of the gene klc1b, whose product is annotated as kinesin light chain 1b. Bases 133 to 1785 code for a protein of 550 amino acids. Gene Ontology annotation, molecular function: kinesin binding. Gene Ontology annotation, cellular component: cytoplasm; membrane-bounded organelle; kinesin complex. Gene Ontology annotation, biological process: microtubule-based movement. The record is from RefSeq and is a predicted model, not a curated record. NCBI's taxonomy places the organism in Eukaryota, Metazoa, Chordata, Actinopteri, Syngnathiformes, Syngnathidae. The transcript has 15 exons.